AAAUGACUCCACAUCUCUUCAUUUAGAUCAGAAAUACUAAGAGAUACUUUUUGCCUUUUGGUUCUGCUUUUAUUGAUUGUGGGAUUUGAUUAUUGAUAAUAAAAUCAGGCUGAAAAACAAGCGAGGACAUCUGGUGGGUGGAACAGGGAAGUGCGGGAAGAAUGGAAAAGAAAACAUCUCAACUGGAGAUAAAUACACCUGAUCAAGUCUCUGUGUAUAUUAGAAACAUUAUGGGAUAUUUUAAGCUUCUCAGUCAGUUAAACUAAUAUUGAUUUACAAUUCAGCAAUCAAACAACAAAGGUGUUAAACUUAAAUCUGAACAUAAAGACACUGAUAAUGCAGCUCGUUCAGAAGCUGUUUAUAUCUUUGCGGCUCCAAUCACAGAACUGUUUUCUGUUCUCCUGCCAGGUCAGCCUGGGUAAACCGCCUCCUCACACGCUUCAUCGGAUCAACACAUCGACAAACACUCGCUUACGCUCUGGUGGAUUCAGCCUUUUAAUCUCUGCUACUCUCCACAGUCAAACACUCUGCAGAUUAGUUCCCCAACUUUAUUUCACUGCAUGGUGGAGAAGGAGCAGUUAGGAAAUAUUCCAGAAGUCUUUCCUUAGAGGUUGGGAUUUGUUUGGGAUAUAACUGGAUCUGUUCAGCAGGUGUUCCUGAAGUAGGAGAACCAGUUCUGGAAAGGUCCGAGCAGACCGAUGGGAUCCUGAUGUUCCUGCUCCGUAACCUGACACCCGAGGGGAUUCCUGCUGCCUCCUGCCUGAAGUCAUGGGUCAGGUCCAGGCCACCACCGAUACAGAAGUGACUCUGCAGAACAUUCAGGAACUGUACCGGAAAUUCACCGAUGAAUGUCCGAGUGGAAACCUGCACCUGCAUGAAUUCAAGAAAAUCUUUGGCGUCAGCAGCAAAUCAUCAGAGGAGGAGGUGGCUUUCAUUGAACUUGUCUUUAAAUCCUUUGAUACCAAUAAGGACGGUAAGUUGGACUUCAUGGAGUACGUGGCAGCCGUGAACCUCGUUCUUCGUGGAAAACUCAUCGACAAACUGAAGUGGUCUUUUAAAAUUUACGACAACGAUGGGAACGGCUGCCUGACCAAUCAGGAAGUGAGGCGUAUUAUCAAAAUCAUCACCAAAAUUAAAUGGCAUAAUGAUUCGAAUGUGGAAACUGUCGACUACAUCUGCGACAGGAUAUUUGAGCUGACGGACAAAAACAAAGACAGUCAGAUAUCUCUGGAGGAGUUUAUUGAGGGAGCAGAGAAGGAUCCGUGGCUCAUGGAGCAGCUCCGACUGGACUUAGCACCUAAAACCUGGUUCAUUAAAACCCAGCAGAAGAAAAACUGA
Messenger RNA from Xiphophorus hellerii (green swordtail), 1338 nucleotides. Its product is annotated as guanylyl cyclase-activating protein 2-like. The transcript has 4 exons. Lineage: Eukaryota; Metazoa; Chordata; Actinopteri; Cyprinodontiformes; Poeciliidae. The coding region runs from base 769 to 1338 and encodes 189 amino acids. Gene Ontology annotation, biological process: visual perception. Gene Ontology annotation, cellular component: cone photoreceptor outer segment; photoreceptor inner segment. Gene Ontology annotation, molecular function: calcium ion binding; calcium sensitive guanylate cyclase activator activity. The record is from RefSeq and is a predicted model, not a curated record.